This is a messenger RNA of Pistacia vera, 528 nucleotides long. RefSeq lists its product as uncharacterized. Gene Ontology annotation, molecular function: DNA helicase activity. The transcript is spliced from 2 exons. Lineage: Eukaryota; Viridiplantae; Streptophyta; Magnoliopsida; Sapindales; Anacardiaceae. Gene Ontology annotation, biological process: DNA repair; telomere maintenance. The record is from RefSeq and is a predicted model, not a curated record. The coding region runs from base 1 to 528 and encodes 175 amino acids.
AUGACAAAUAGGUAUUGCUUUGAAGCACUUAAUAGAUCUUUGAGGGACAUUUUGUCUGAUGAAGAUCUGUCAAAUGCUGAUAGAAUAUUUGGAGGCAUAACUGUUGCACUAGGAACAGGAGUAAUAGAAGAUGAAAGUUUUAUAGAAAUUCCUGAAGAUUUGAAACUUUCUCAACAUAGCAAUCCAAAAGAAAGAAUUGUGAAUGUUGCUCUAUCGAAUCUAUCUGCUGAGAUAGGCAAUGUUGAUUAUAUAAAAGAGAGGGCAAUAUUGAUAGCCAGAAAUGAUACAGCACAUGAAUUGAAUGACUACAUUAUUCAAAAAUUGCAAUCAGAAACAAAGACCUAUCACAGUUCAAACAGCACUUGCAAAGCAGGAGGGACUUCAACUGAUGAUGAUAUUCUACAUCCAAUAGAGUUCUUUAACUCUUUGAUGUGCUCUAGUAUGCCAAAACAUGAAUUGCAAUUAAAAACUAGAGUUCCAAUUAUGUUGCUACGAAAUCUGAAUCAAUUAGAUGCUCAAUGGGACUAG